This is a messenger RNA of Chaetomium globosum CBS 148.51, 1863 nucleotides long. RefSeq lists its product as uncharacterized. The transcript is spliced from 4 exons. Lineage: Eukaryota; Fungi; Ascomycota; Sordariomycetes; Sordariales; Chaetomiaceae. The record is from RefSeq and is a predicted model, not a curated record. Bases 1 to 1863 code for a protein of 620 amino acids.
AUGCACCCACGCUUCUCAUUGAUCACUUUGCUCGCGGCAACAGCCGCGUCGGCUGCAGCCACCGACUCUGGUCCGGCCCCGGUCGGGCUCUCGCCGGCGGUAGCACCGGGUCCGGCACUCGAUGCCCGGCAAAACCCACCACCACCACCACCCCCACCACCACCGCCGCCGCCGCCGCCGCCGCCGAACCCAACACUACCAGACAUAGACAUACCAGAACCAUCUGGUGCAAACCCGAACCCAUCCCCACCAAACCCAUCCCCGCCAAACCCAUCAGACCCGAACCCGUCACCACCGAACCCAACCCCGCCACCAGGCCCACCAACGGACUUGCCAACCCUGCCACCCAAGCCCCCCAUCUCGCUCUUCUCCCUCCCAACAAGCUGCAGCACCUCACUCUCCUCACUCAUCACCGCCCUCCCCACCCCGGGCACCACGGACCACAAGGACCUCCCCGCAUGGGCCUCCUCCUCGGCCCCGAUCCAAAAAGUCCUGUCGGUCAUCACCAACAACUACGCGUACCGCAGCCUCGGCGACGACGCCGUCGACUGGUGUCGCGCCGCCGCGGCCGCCGCCACCCCGCCCGCCUCGCUGUCGGCCGCCUACUCGACCUACCUCGACCAGGUCCAGGCCUGGCGCUACGACGUCGAGGGCACCGCCUACGAGCUCGCCGCCAAGUGCGGCUACCAGGUCGGCUUGGGCGCCGAGAUGCUCAUGGCCACGGAGAUGGCCAUGUGCACGAGUGGGCUGGCGGCGAGCGUCACGCCGUUUAAGACGGCCGGGGUGGGAUCGGGGCUUGAUGGGAGUGGGGAGGGAGAGGGUGGGGGUACUGGGGAGAAUGCGGCUGGGAGGGUGGUGGUUGCUGGGAGGGCGGUGGUGGUGGUGGGCGCGGUUGUUGUUGGGGGGGUGCUGGCGUUUUUAUGGGUGGGCGGGCAGACGUUCAAGAGGUCGAGUAAUACCAGAUGGGUACAAUUAGAAGACCUAAUCAACCUUGUGCUCAGCAAUAACGAACAUACCCAAGGCCCGACCGCCGGUGGCAACCGGAUAUCGGCAAGUCCCAUGACCACGGCUAUAAAAAACAAAAACAAAAACCCCAUGGCCACCUUCCCACCCGCAGAAGGUCUCGCCCGCGCGGCUCUCACCGUGGCGACGGUGGCCCGCGCCAACACCCCCAGCCACCGCCACGAGCCCCCUCCCACCCCCAUCUCGGCCUCGUCAAUUGGCAAACUCGUGGGCGCCAUCGUGGGCGUUGUCUUCUCGCUGGCCGCCGUCUUCGCGCUCUCCGCCCUUUUGGAAGCGCUGCCGCCACCGCCGCCGUACCAGCCCCCGCCGUCAUACGCCGAGGCCACGGGGCAGGGGCCGGAGCCCGUCGCGUUCCCGUUCCCUGUGCUCCCGCCCCCUGCGUACCCGGGCGGUGGGCACAACGCACACCCACCACCACCGCCGCCACCACCGCUCGGGACACAAGCGCAGGGCUUCGAGCUGCAGCCGCUGCCGCCGCUAGCACAACCACCACCGGAAUCGGGAGCACCACCAGCGGCUGCAGCUGGAGGGGCGCGGGAGGAAGGACAAGAAGAUGGGCCGGGUGGGAGGACGCGGGGGCAGAAGGUGUCGAGGGCAAGGUCUGGUGAGGAGGAAAGAAGGGACGCGUCGGGGCGGGCACGGAGGAGGAUAGCCACGGGGCCAGCGGAGGCUGACCAGGGCGAGGGUCAUCACUGUCACGGGCAUCGGGAGCAGCAGCAGCCUGGGGACUCUCAAGAGGGCUGCGGAGCGGGAGGGAAACAACCAGGGGGAUGCCCUGACAGUUGGGGGGGAUUGGGAAUUUCCUUUUUAGAGAAAGAAUACGUUAUGAUAACUAGUUAG